UAUUUAUGUGUAACUACAAAAGAUAAACUAUUAAUUAAAUCGUAUUUGAGUGGUGAAGAUUUAGAAGAAAAAUACACAUGAUUUUUUUAAUUAGUUAUAUGACGACGCUAAAUAAAUUUUAUUGUUGACAUAUUCCUGGACAUAAUAUAGUAUAAGAAAAUAUAUCAUUGUAGGUUCCACAGUUGUGAAUUUGAUGGAUAAUAUCAUCACUGAAGGGCAUUCUAUUUCGAGGCCACCAUAUUUCAAUGGAAGAAAUUACACCGAGUGGAAGGAGCGUAUGAAAAUAUUCAUACAAUCCGUUGACUUCAAGCUAUGGCUUCUGAUAAAAAAUGGACCAAAAGUUCCAACAAAGCUAGUAGACAAUGAAGAAGUGGAGAAAAGUGAAGAUGAAUAUGAUGAAGAAGACAUGAAGAAUUUGGAAUUAGAGGCCAAAGCAAAAAAUAUUUUACAUUGUGCCUUGAAUCCAGAUGAUUUUGAAAUAUUUUCAGAGGGUCCAAAAACAUCCAAGCAAAUGUGGGACGAGCUUGACAGGGUUUUCCACAGGGAAAGGACUGGUGACAACUCAACAACUCCACAAGGACAACUCUCCAGCGAUCCAACGGCACCAGAUACAAGUCAAUAUAACUCUCCUGAUCUUUACUUUUUACAGGAAACAAGUACAAAACAACAAACACCAAUUCAUCGUUGGGUAUUAUACAAGUUGAGGGAGUACUGUUAUACUAAAAAACCAAAUAUAAACGUACUGAAAGACUUAGUAGGUGGAGUAAACAUUAGGUUUGUUUCAGGGGAAUCCAUCAACAAAUUUCUGGAGCUUUGUGUGCCCCUUCACAAGCUUGCUCUAGAAGGCAAUUGGCAAGCAGCCAAAGUCAUCUUAGGAAAAGAUGGUAGACUGAAGCAAGCAGCAAUAGCAGAUGGUUGGGCUACACUUCUGCAUGUUGCUGUAGGUGCAAACCAUGCUCCCUUCGUGAAGGAGCUGCUGCAAGAACUCGACAACGGUCAAUACAUUUCAUUGCAAGAUUACCGGGGCAACACUGCCUUCUGCUUCGCUGUUGCAUCUGGAAACAUGGAAAUUGUUCAAUUAUUGAAGGUAAGAGAUCCACACUUGCCAACAAAAAGGGGUGGAAGUGAUUAUAUCCCUAUUCAGUUUGCUGCGAUGCAAGGAAAAUGCGACAUGACACGCUAUCUGUACGACAUCAGCAAAGAAGCGUUCCAGGAUACGGACAAGAUAAUGUUGUUCUUUACUUGUAUCAAGACCGGCAACUAUCGUAAGCAUUAA
This is a messenger RNA of Glycine soja, 1276 nucleotides long. RefSeq lists its product as uncharacterized. The record is from RefSeq and is a predicted model, not a curated record. NCBI's taxonomy places the organism in Eukaryota, Viridiplantae, Streptophyta, Magnoliopsida, Fabales, Fabaceae. Bases 194 to 1276 code for a protein of 360 amino acids. Gene Ontology annotation, molecular function: protein binding. The transcript is spliced from 3 exons.